AUGGACAUGAACAUAGAAGAUUGGAUUUUCUAUAUCCAAAACAACCCCAUUGUCGUAGUUUUCCUUGUCCUUGCACUGUGGUUAUUCGGAUUGUGGAAUCGACAAUCAUCUCCAGUCAUUCCUAAAGAUGAAGAAGAUACCUACCCCCCAGUCAUUCCCCUCCCAUCCUUCAACUGGGAGACCACGGAACCUAUCAAAUACCGUCCCUUUAAGCCAAAAUACCACCUCAGCAUGGCCCUAACAACAACCGACAUAUCCCAUCUCAUCCCCAUGGACAAAACCUACAAAGACCGUCUCUCCCUCCGCCAGUCCCUCCUCGCCCAAUACCCCACCAUCGUGGUAGGCGUCACUCCAGCAGGCCAGAAACCAGAUAGUCCCGUCUAUGCCGCCGUCACCGAACUCUACGACUUCAUUGUAGGCGUAUACCUUCCCACCCGCUACCCAAGCAUGUUUACACUUGAGACGAUCCAUUCCCAAGAUCACAACACCACCAACAACGAGGAGAAAAAUACCAAAACCCUAUUGAACAAAGUAACCAACACCCGCAUCCCCCUCCCCCACACUGGCUCCGGACGAGAUAUCCUCUCUACCCUGGGGACAUUCGUCGACGAGGACUUUCUCAUUUUACUUCCUGAUUCAUCCCCUCAACCCAAGGAAAACCAAGAAGAAGAGAAGAAAUAUACACUAGAAGCAUACACAACCUUCUACCCCGCCGGCUUCGACACGCGCGAAAAGCUCGGCAAGCGGCUGUCGACGAUCCACGACCCCGUGCCGCGGUACAAAGAGCGGCUGGAGAAAAGCAUGGAUCGGUUCUUUGCGAGACUUGAGGUCGGGAAGGUCGUGCAGCGCGUGAACUGGAGUAUUAAUACCCAGGGAACGGGGCUGUUUGCUGCGUUUGGGGGAUUGCAUGGGCAUGAGGGGGAGAGGGAGAAAGUUUUGGGGGUGAAGGAAGUGGAUGGGGAUGUGACACUCCUUCGGUGUGAGCGUCAGACCUUGCAUCGGUUACCGAAGACCAAGGCGCUGGUGUUCACUUUUCACACGUAUACGUACCCGAUUCGGGAGAUCAAGGAGGAAGGGCUGGGCGAGGAAUUGGCGUUAGCGAUUGAUGGGUUGAAGGAGGGGAAUGUGCCUGAGAUUCAUCGCUAUAAGAGGGGUCCUGUGUGGGGGGAGGCGGUUAAGGCGUAUUUGAGAGCGUAG
This is a messenger RNA of Aspergillus niger, 1197 nucleotides long. RefSeq lists its product as uncharacterized. The record is from RefSeq and is a predicted model, not a curated record. Lineage: Eukaryota; Fungi; Ascomycota; Eurotiomycetes; Eurotiales; Aspergillaceae. The transcript has 4 exons. Bases 1 to 1197 code for a protein of 398 amino acids.